Poecilia reticulata (guppy) is the source of this 10006-nucleotide messenger RNA. It is a transcript of the gene roraa, whose product is annotated as RAR-related orphan receptor A, paralog a. Gene Ontology annotation, molecular function: RNA polymerase II cis-regulatory region sequence-specific DNA binding; zinc ion binding; nuclear receptor activity. Gene Ontology annotation, cellular component: nucleus. The record is from RefSeq and is a predicted model, not a curated record. Gene Ontology annotation, biological process: regulation of transcription by RNA polymerase II. Lineage: Eukaryota; Metazoa; Chordata; Actinopteri; Cyprinodontiformes; Poeciliidae.
GCUGCUAGUGGACAAUCAAACCUACACACCCACCACCAGACAGACUCGCAUUUCUCAUUUCUUACUUCUAGUCUAAAUUAGAUAGCAGGACGUAGUGUCGGAGCUCACAAGAUCGCAGAGUAUUAGUUUGAAGCAUUAGCAUUAGUUUGACAGUGAAGCCGAGAAAAGGAGAGAAAAAAAAAUCAACAUGGAGUCCCCUCCAGAUCCAGCGAGCGACCCGGGCAACAGCGCCUCGGAGCCGGCUACCCCGGUCAGGGAAACCCCGGUAAACCUGGAGACGCUCCGGAAAGCGGACCAUCCAGCCCCGGUUCGAAAGCAGACCUGCUCAAGCACCAACAGAGGUAUCUCGGUAACAAAGAAGACACACACUUCUCAAAUCGAAAUAAUUCCCUGCAAGAUCUGUGGAGACAAAUCAUCAGGCAUCCAUUACGGCGUGAUAACAUGCGAAGGCUGUAAGGGCUUCUUCAGGAGGAGUCAGCAGAGCAAUGCAGCGUACUCCUGCCCCCGUCAGAAAAACUGCUUGAUCGACCGCACCAGCCGCAACCGCUGCCAGCACUGCAGGCUGCAGAAGUGCCUGGCAGUGGGAAUGUCACGAGAUGCGGUGAAGUUUGGCCGCAUGUCAAAGAAGCAGCGAGAUAGCCUGUACGCUGAGGUCCAGAAGCACCGGCUGCAGCAGCAGCAGCGAGACCACCAACAGCAGCCCGGAGAGGCAGAGCCGCUCACACCCAGCUACGGCCUCUCAGCCAACGGCCUAACGGAGCUACACGAUGACCUCAGCGGCUACAUGGACGGCCACACUCCUGAUGGCAGCAAGCCCGACUCGGCGGUCAGCAGCUUCUACCUAGACAUCCAGCCGUCCCCUGACCAGUCGGGCUUAGACAUCAACGGCAUCAAGCCGGAGCCCAUCUGCGACUUUGCCCCCGGCUCUGGCUUCUUUCCCUACUGCUCCUUCACCAACGGCGAGACCUCCCCCACCGUUUCCAUGGCUGAACUAGAGCACCUCGCCCAGAACAUCUCAAAGUCACACAUGGAGACAUGUCAGUACCUGAGAGAGGAGCUGCAGCAGAUGACCUGGCAGGCUUUCCUUCAGGAAGAGGUGGAGAGCUACCAGAGCAAGCCCCGGGAAGUCAUGUGGCAGCUGUGUGCUAUCAAAAUAACAGAGGCCAUUCAGUAUGUGGUGGAGUUUGCCAAGCGCAUCGACGGCUUCAUGGAGCUGUGUCAGAACGAUCAGAUAGUGCUGCUGAAAGCAGGCUCUCUGGAAGUUGUGUUUGUCAGAAUGUGCCGUGCCUUUGACUCGCAAAACAACACAGUCUAUUUCGAUGGAAAAUACGCUGGACCUGAUGUGUUCAAGUCAUUAGGCUGUGACGACUUGAUCAGCUCCGUCUUCGAGUUUGGGAAAAACUUGUGUUCUAUGCACCUGUCUGAGGAUGAGAUCGCCCUGUUCUCUGCUUUUGUGUUGAUGUCUGCUGACCGAUCCUGGCUUCAGGAGAAGGUGAAAGUGGAAAAACUCCAGCAGAAGAUCCAACUGGCCCUUCAACAUGUUCUGCAGAAGAACCACAGAGAGGAUGGCAUUCUUACAAAGUUGAUAUGCAAAGUGUCGACACUGCGAGCGCUGUGCAGUAGGCAUACAGAGAAGCUCACGGCUUUCAAAGCAAUAUACCCAGACAUUGUGCGUGCCCACUUCCCCCCCUUAUAUAAGGAGCUGUUCGGAUCAGACUUUGAGCAGUCCAUGCCCGUCGAUGGGUAACGGGCGCGACCCCCUCCCCCCCUCCAGGUGCCGCCGCGCCCACUGUUUGAGGGGGAGGGGAGCUGGGGGGGACGUGGAGGCGGAAUCUGAGACACUUUACUGGUGCCCUGCACAAAACCGGAGCGGACAGAUGGCACGCUGUUCAACUUUUUUUUCCCUCUUGUUUUUUUGGGUUUUUUUUUUUUUGUUCUUUUUUUUUGCAGUUGAGGGGGGAGGGUAUUGGGGAGCUGAUUGUCAAGGUUUACUAUGUUGAAUUUAAGUCUCAGAGGAAGACGCAACAGAACCCCAGCGGGACAUGAAGAGGAGAUGGGAACAAAUGAUUUCUGUUUGGCUGAACUUGGCCUUCCUAUGCACUUUUUUGAAGAAGAAGAAAGAAAAAAAAAUUACCAGUGUUCUUUGCUUUUAUCAUGAUGUGGGAGAAAAAAGUAUAAACACUUAAAAGAUGACCACAUCAGUAUUAUCUUCCAGAUUUGCACUCCUUCAACAAGUUUUAGUAUUUUCUCAGUCAAAUCUUUGUAAUGUCUAAUUUUCAGAAUUUUAGUUGUGUAAGAAAUGUGCACACUUUGGUCAAGUUCAGCCAUUUUUUUCCUCCUUUUUGUUUCUGUUUUUGUUUAAGAAGCAGCGCUCGAAAUGAAAACUCACAGCAACUUUCUGGGAGGUUUCCGUCGGCAUGGUGAUGCAAUCGGCGCCUCUUUAAGGACAAUCGUUUAAAAAGGAAAAAAAAAAAAAGAAACCUAGAAUUCUGGUAAUUCUUAUAAAAACGCAAUGAUUUUAGCUGUCAAGGACUCCAUCCACCAUUGUUGCAUAGUGAAAAUCAUGUAAGGCCAUCUGCUAUUAAUCCUUCUCUGGACAGGUGCCCUGAAGAAGCCCGGGGCACCGACGCAAUGAAAAGGCUCCAUUCCACCUGUUUUAUAAUGUACUACAGGGUAUAUGGUCAUAAGUACUUACUAUACAGAAAAAAAAAUAAUGUUUAUAGAAUCUAUUUUAAAUAACAUUGUAUGAUAUUAGUAGUUAGACCAUUCUUAAUUGUUGAAUUGAUAAGGCACUUUUAUUUACACCUUUGUUUAAUUUAAGACUUGUAUAUUUACCUAGUGAUGUGUUGCAUGUGCACAAGAAGUACAAGCUGAAUCAUGAACACAAAGGUUACUUUUGGGAGCUACAAAUGUUUAUUUGGCCUGGAAGUGUUCGAAGGGGGGUGGUUCUGUUAGGCUGGCCAAUGCUGCUGCUGGACGCCGAUCAACGAGGCAUGGAUUAGGAGGCAAGCUAAAGACACUCCUUUAUUUAUUUAUUUAUUUCUGCAGCAGCUACAACUGCAUUCUCACCUAAAUAACAUGUUCUGAAUAUUAGUUAUCGCCUCUGAAUGCGAUUAAAUUUCGAAACCUUUUGGGUUGCAGAAGUUUGCAGAUAAAUUCUAAUUUGACAGACUUCACGGAUAUUGUAAAACUGACAUAAAUUUAUAUGUGUUUUUUGCAAUAUGGUCAAAGUGGAGAAAACGCAUUGAGAUUAUAAUCCAACUGUUCCACCUAGUGGAAAGUAAAAAUAAGACAAGCAGACAUGGCAGAGGUGCACUUACUCCCCUUAAAGCACUCCUGGAGUGCACUGCAAAUAUAAUUCGUACCCCCUGAACUUACUUUACACAACAUUUUGUCAUGUAACAAUCUUCUGAUGCAAUCGUGAAUCUAUUUUACGUGGUAAGCCAACACAACAUUCAAAUAAUUGUGAAGAGUGAGGAAAGUGUGCAAGUUUUUUAAACAAAGACUAAGAAGUGUGGUGUUCAGCUUCCUCAUCCCUCACUUGAAAUCUCAGUUGGAAUAGGUCUGCACUUUGACUGGACCAUUUUAUCACUUGGAAUAUGCUGCCCUGCUGGAUGGUUUGAAGUCUUCAGCAGCCUCUCACAUGUUUUAUUUCAGCAUUGGCCUGAAUUUAGCUCCAGCCAUCUUCCCAUUUAUUCUGGCCUGCCGUCUGCUACCCAGAAAAACAUGCCCACAGAAUUAUGUUGCCACCACCAUGCUGGGAAGGUGUGCUCAGUGUGAUGUAUAGAGUUAGUUCUGGGCAUCAAUUAGUUUUUGUAACUUUGUCUUUAGGUGUGAAAUUUGAUAGCUUUCUUUCAACAACAGCUUUUAUCCUGCCACACUUCCAUAAAGAUAAACAACUUUAGGCCUGGCCAGUCUGAUAUAAUAUGUUGUCUUCUCUAAAAAUAACAUCUAUAACCUUUGACUUAGAUUAUUUAGGCAAUUUGAUUUUAUUUCAUUGUAUUAGAAGAAAGGAAUUCGAUGCAAAAGCAUUCAGAUUAUUCUUUGUAUAAAAGUUUAAAGGGUUCACUGCAAUAUUGAUGGUCUACCACAUAAAAUGCUAAUAAAACACAUUGAAGUUGUUUUUUACUACAACCUGACAAAAACAGAGUUCCAGGGGUAUGACGCUCAGUCAAAUGUUUUGUUUUUCUUAUAUAAAAUGAGUGACUUUUUGCCUUCUUACCAUUGCCUCAGCUUGGCAGCACCUUAACAGAACACAGAAGAAAACAGCUAAGAGAAAGUGAAUAUUCAAAGCCUUGUCUGGUCGUAAAGCUUCUAUUUUUGUAACUCGUUUUGGUUUUAACAAACCCAUGAAAGAGGACGAGGGAGAAGGGAAAAAAAAGAUGUCAGGUAGCACUUAACUGUAUCCCUGCAAUAAUUAAGACUCGUUGUUGUUUGUACGAUUAGGAGAGGGAAGUAUAUUUUAAAAAAACAAACAAAACAGAAAAACGGUAGGACAAGUGCUAUUUUCAGAACGCUUUGUUGUUGUGCUUCUGUUUUUGUUGAGUGUGUCUUUCUUGUCAGUGUGGUGAUAAAAAGUGUUAAAAAAAAAACCUGAAAAAAAAAAAACCCUGGAUGUGCCAAACUGUAGUUGUUGCUUCCGCUUUCCAGUCUACUUGCUCAAAAUGUAGAAUGGAUUCUGAAGACAUUCCAGCAAUCUCGGUAGCAACUCCUUAAAUAUCUUAAAAGAAAAAAUAUCCCUUUAGAAAACCCAGCAAAGCGUGUUGAUACGUUUGUCACUAACUGUAAAACAGGAUCAAGUUUUGUUUCUUUAGUUUUCCGUUUGUACACUAUCAUUCCUCUGCAGUGCAAUUUGCACAAGACUUUAAUGCCUUGUGCUGUCACCCCUCAGGGAAGAAUAGUUUUUUGUUUUUUUUGUUUGUUUUUUUUAUUCGCCUUUCUGUUUGAGAGGACUUUUGUUUGUAUUCAUCAUGUUUAGUUGAGUGAAUAUUGUUUGUUUGUUUCAGGGACGUUUCCAUAAGAGGCGAUUAAAAUUAGAAUUUAAAAAUUAAUCACUGAGUUCACAUUUCAAGAUACAGUUGAAACCAGAUGUAUAUUUACACUUUGUUAAAAAGAUACAACCAUGUUUUUUUCUCAUUAUCUGUCUUUAUAUCAAACUAAACUGCCUGUUUUGAAAUCAAUUGCAAUUGCCCUUUUUUGUUUUCCUAAGGAUCAGAAUAAUAAGAGAGGCAUCCAGUGGUUUAAUUGAGGUUUAAUUAAAUUAAAAAUCACGUUUUUAGCCAUGACGACCUGUCUUUUAUUUUGAGAAAAGAAGGGAAGCUUAAAAGUCUCAGAAACCUCAUCCCAACUGGAAAAUACAGUAGUGGCAACGUCAUGUUGUAUUGGUGCACGCAGGACAGCUGCACUUUAAAAAUAUAGUUUCCCAUUAUGUGGAAAUAUUAAAACAUCUCAAGACAUCAGUCUUUCAAAUGGACAAUGACUUAAAGUAUGCCACUUAUUUAGUUGCAAAGUGGCUCAAGAAUAAUAGCCAACGUUUUGAGGUUGACAUCACAAAGUUCUGAUCGCUAAGCUAAAAAGGUUUUGUGUGAGCAAGGCUGCCAGCAAACCUCAUCACUUCUGUCAGGAGGAAUGGGCCGAAAUUCCAGUAAACUAUUGUGAAACGUUUAUACAAAGGAAAGGAAAAUGACCUAAGUUUUCCAUCUUCAAACCAAAUAUUAGGAACAUGUCUUUAAGGAUUUUUCUUUAACUUCUCUUUCAUUACCCUGACAUUGAACAAACGGAAAUACUUUUAGUAAUCCUAACCUAACUGACCUAAAAUAGAGUCUGGUCAGACAAUGAGAGAAAAAAAAAUGUCUUUUUUUAUAAGUAGUAUGUAAAUAUUUGGUUUUAACUGUAUGGAGCUUUCAACCAAGAAAUCAAAACAAUGAUCUUAUCACUUUUGCAAUCUACAGUUUUUCAGCACAAAACAUUUUUUUCUAUCGGAAAAGAAAAAAAGAGUUGAUUUCAGAUGGUGUCAUCAGGGUCUUUACAAAUGAUUACCCUCUUUGUUAGAAAAACCAAAAUAUUCUUAUGCAAUACUGAAUCGGUUGUGUUUGGGUUGUAGUAGAUCUGCUGUACCUGUUCUUAUGUUCCAAUUCUCUUUGGAUAUUAUGCACAAGCCCUCUAUAUGACUAGUUAACCUCAGUCUCUGAGCAAAACAGCCCCUCCCGCCCCCAGUCUGGAGCACUGCUAGACAAUCCAGGUUUGUGAAAGAUGUCUGUGGCCCCCGAUCAGAACAGCACAUAGAAAGGAUGCGGUGUGAAUGCUCAGGGAGGUGGAGUGGGAAGGCCUGAGGCUUACCUCGAUUGGCCAGGUUUUUAACGUAGCACACUGAACUUUGCAGUUCCUACUAUGGGAAAUUUUUUAUUUUUUAAAAGCGAUUUGGCUGCUUUCCUUUGAAAUGAUUUGUUUUCGACACAUUUUCUAGUUGCAUAACUACCAAGUAUUUUUCUCUCACACAGCUACGGUCUGCCACUCUCAAAGCGCAAAAAGGUGAGCCUGCUUAGUGGCUCUAUGUGAUGCAUUCUACAAAAUAUUAUGAGCAAUAUGCCUUGUGUUGAAAUUACGGGUCUCUACAUUGCAGUUAUCUGCCUUUUUUUUUAUUAAUUCUAUCCAUCCAGUAUGUUUACACUUUGUACCAAGAAGUAAUAAUAAUCCCUUCAGUUUCUUUUUCCUCUUCAUAUGUGCUUGUGUGGUUGUGAUAGGAGAAAAGAAAACAGUCAUCAAACACACUAUUACUUUGGUACAACUAUGAACUGCAGAUUAAAAUAUUAUGUCUUGUUUCAGUGGCGGUUUUUGAUAGUGGCCAUAUAAGCAGUUGCCCAGGGUGGCAUUUCAAAGGGGUCGCACAACCACUAGAUAUAAAUGUAAAUGCACUGUAUUGUAUCCCAUCCCAGAGUCUCAGUUAAGUUCUUGCAUUUUAAUUGGUGGGGUUGUGGGCACCAGAGAGAGUCAUUGGCCCAUGACACCAUGAAUGCAAGAACCGCCACUGUUCCUUUUUGCUCUUUCUCCCCUCCCCCAAGUUUAUGUGUACUAUUUAGUCUCUGUGUAGUAUACAGUAAAAAUGUGUUGUUCCUUCUGUCUCUGCUAUGUUGUCUGUUUGUAAAAAGCAAUAGUCUCUGUAUGUGUGUGUGCGUGUGUGUGUGUGUGUGUAUGUGUUUUGUUCUUACAGUGUGUGACUAAAAUAAAAAAUAAAAAAACCCAGACAAGGCUUUAAUAAUUGCAGAGGAACAGGGUUAUGUGAAUAAGGACAUUUUGGUUUUAAUUUUAAAGAAUUUAAAUAAAGGACAAAGGUUUGGAAAUGCUGAGCUGGAUCCAUCCAUAUUAAAUAUAAGUUUUUUGUUUUUUGUUUUUAUUUUUUUAAAAAUUAGAAAAAAGAGAAGCAUAACAUAACGCCUUCAGCAAUUCAGCAAUGUGCAACAAUUCUGCGGGGUUAACAAAGAGCAGUACCACAUUUCCAAAAACAUGCUUUUCCUUCUGUAUUGGUCAGGUCGGCUCAUAUUGGGGGGUAAGAGAAAAAAAUCCUUUCUUUUUUAACAAAAUGCCAGAGCUUGGAGACCUCUGUGGCCGCAGAUUGUUAAAGCUGGCGUUAUGUCACGCUCAAAAGCUGCCAGCAUGUGCUGUAGCCCAGAAUUUUGAAUCUGUCAUUGCAUUUUUAUUAAACUCAUCUUCCAAAGCACAGGUGAUAGGAAUUUUAAGAUUAAAAUUACGUUUAAGGACAAUAGCUUAAAGAGCAAAAAAAAAAAAAAGAUAAAAGACGCAACCUUUAGCCAUAAUUGAAUGUCAAGCAAUAAUAUAUGUUGGUGUAUUAUUUCUCAUUCUUUUGUGCAUCUGCAUGUAAAUACACCCUUUUAUUUAUCACAAUUCUUUUUCUUUUUUUUUUUUUUUUGUGUGUCGAUUUUUGUGGACGUCUCAUUUGUAUAUUCGAUCAGUUCGGUUCCCAGGUGGAGAACGUAGAACUUGACAUGGCCUGUAUUACUGUAUGUGUUCCUUUUUCUCACUCUCUCCCUCAUUCUUGGCUGUUUUUAUUCAUCAUAUUUAAUAUUAUUAUUCUUAUGGAUCACAUGUAUAAAGGUAGCUUUGUAACUUCUGUCUGUAUAGGUAAGAGGAAAAUACUGCUACUAAGGCCUACCCAGUGAAAAUAUUUAUCUGUUUAUCGAUUGCAUCAUAUUGUACGAUGAAGCUGUUUCUACUUUGCUUCCCUCCUUUAGGAUUAGUUUGAUAGAGAUAGGGGUGUGCUGACAUUUAUUUUGUGUUGCCCUAACGUGUGGUGCUAGGUAAGUUAAUUUUGUGAACCAAGUAUUGAUUCCUAAGCCUGGCCACCCUAUUAGUUCAAUAAUUUUAUUGCCUAUUAAUGUAUUAUUGAUAUUAGAACUCAACGAAUUAUAAUGAUGAUAAUAAAAAUGAUAGUGGUAAAAGAGAAAAAGAAGUACCCAGACAGUACCUGUAUCAGUGUGCUAGCUCUGGCAUAUUGCACUUAUUUCCUUCUGGCUUAUAGCAAAACUAGAAUCUGCUCAUUUUAAAAACUAUUUAAGGUUGCUUUUCUGGAUUUUUUGUGGAGAAAUCCUGAUUUUCAAACUGAAACAGCAGUAUUUUUUUUUUCUUUUCUCUUUCCCAAUUGUAAGAAAAACCACUCACUGAGGCUGUAGCUCGUCAGGUCUUUAAGAAGUUAACUAUUUUACCUCGUGUGUCUGCAUCGUCCCUUACUUGACGUGGGAUUGUGGUGCUCGGGUUUCUGUAUGUUUCAAUGGCCCUGAAAGGGUAUUCAGACCAGUGACAUAUAUUUUUUAUUAUUAUUAUUAUUAUUAUUACUGCCUCACAUAAAGUGUUUAAAAACCUGACAUGAAAGGAUUUGCCAUCUGAUGACAAAGUCGACAUUUUUUCUCUUCUCUGUAGCAAAAUCACUAAGAAAAUGCUCGCAAUAAUAAGCAAAGUAUCACACUGAGUGCCUCUCGGUGUAAAGAAAUGCAUACAUGGUUUUGAUUGUCCUUUUUUUAUUUUCCAAACGUGUACUGAUGUGACAAUGUAUUUUUUACAUAAGGAGAAAAUCUCACCCUCACUUGCUUAAAAAUUUUCUUUUUUUUUUUCUUCAUGUGUUUUGACAUGUUUUGGUGCAUUAUGUUGAAAGGGUUUUAUGUAUAGAUGUCAUCCCUCUCACCUUGAUUUCAGAAGGUCUUGGAAGUUUGUUUUUAUAUUGAUCUCAAAUGGUCAAUAAAAGCUUGCAGAUAAGUUAUUACCCGAAAUGAUGACUUGCACAUUUUCUUUUUUUCUUUGAUUUUUUGAUUUUUUAUUUUUUUCUAUAAUUUGACAUUUCUACUUUUUCUGCUUGUGGUGUAAUCUUUUUUCAUCACUGCAAACAGAAGAUUUGCUAAUACAUUGUAAAUUCUGUAUUAGUACGUAUUUGUAAAACAAGCGUACAGCACAUCUGGUUCCUUUUAAUGUUCUAUGUUCAUUGUGAGCUGAGUCGAUUUGGGUUAACUCCACACAUGAAGGUUGGGUGGAGCGGGGUUCGAUGUUUCUUUUCCUUGCAAAGCAAUUAAAAAAAAAACUUUAAAAAAAAAAAAAACAUUGAAAAGGCCCAAACUAGUGUGUGUUUGACACAGAUUUCUAAGUCACACAUUUGCUACUGAUCUUAAAUGGCGACGGUUGAUCAUGAACCUUUUUAUCCAGCUCUUUUGAACUCUCUUUAGCAGGUAGUCUAAUUCACAAAUGUAGUUUUGCUCCUUCUUGUCUGAUUCUUAAAUAUGAAAAUAAGUAUUUUGAUUCAUUUUGUAAAUACAUCUGUAAAGAAGAAUAAGAAAUUUAAUGUUGUCUUUUAAAUACUUUUCAUUCUAAUAUGAAUGUUGUUAUAUUGUACUUAGAAACUGUACCUUUAAUAUUACCUUUAUUAAAAGUGCAUUGGACACAUCGAUUUUAGAUGUGCUUUAUGUGCUGUUAUCCCAUAAUAAAAUUUACCGCUUGUAAUGGG